Toxorhynchites rutilus septentrionalis is the source of this 810-nucleotide messenger RNA. RefSeq lists its product as uncharacterized. The record is from RefSeq and is a predicted model, not a curated record. The transcript has 4 exons. The coding region runs from base 109 to 639 and encodes 176 amino acids. Lineage: Eukaryota; Metazoa; Arthropoda; Insecta; Diptera; Culicidae.
AAUUUAACUAUCAUUGUUGGUUGUGAAUUCUUGGCACGUGGUUUUGAAGAAAACUGCUCCAUCGUGUGGUUACAUUUCGAUAGUAUCGAAGAACAUUGAACUGCUACAAUGGCUCCGAUCCGCGGUUUGAUAAAUCCAUUCCAAUUCUUUAACAUGCUAUUCGCCACUAUCGAAAUAUUCUUUUUACUCAAUGUGCUUGAUCAGAAGAUCGUCUGUAGUGGCUCUCGGUGUCAUUUUCAAGAAUACGAUGGUAUAGAAUUCGUGGCUUUGCUGAUGAUCAUUGAUCCAAUCGUGAUGCUCAUUGGAAUUAUAUUGGCACAACCUCGAUUGCUGCAAAUCUGCAAGGUUUACAAUCUCGUGGAGAAAACGCUGCUGUUGUGUUCAAUAUUUCUGCUGAGCAUUUUCACUAGCGGUCUGUUGAUAGAGAACAUCAGCAACCAAAUUCUCACCGAGAAGGACCGCAUCACGAUGGCGUUGUUCUACGCUCUAUUGUCUUCAGCCGUUUUGAUAAUAACUCUGUACACAAUAUUCCGCAAUUGGAUGAUCAACGGAGCCAUAAAAUCCGUCGAAUAUGACAAUGAGAUGAAGAAUCAGGGCCAAGCCUUCCUGAGCGCCAACAGUGGCAAAUCAUUUGUAUAGUUUGACACAUAUAAUCAAUGUGUAGAGUACCUUUCAAUGGAUAGGGUAAUUCAAGUCUGGAACUUGAUGACUACACUGUAGUUUUUUCAUCUAUACAUAUGUUAAUGUUCAAUCUCGAUUGUUUCCUGUCUUAAAUUUCAUGAUUAAACUUAAAAUAAAGCGUCCGUUAAA